Molecule: messenger RNA, 702 nt
Organism: Symbiodinium sp. CCMP2592
Lineage: Eukaryota; Dinophyceae; Suessiales; Symbiodiniaceae
Source: the annotation of a GenBank genome assembly
AUGCACCUUCCAGCGGGGCAACGGGCCUUCGACUCCCUCAUGCUGGAAACCUUCCUGCGCGUUCAAGAGCACAUGGACGGUGUAGAGGACCUUGGGAAGCUUUACGACGAUGCGCAUCAUGGCCGUCUGACGUAUGGCGUCUUCAUCGCCGAGCACUUGUCGGAUUACCGCUGGCUGCCGGAAGAUGCGGCAGAUAAGUGUGAGGAUUUGCACACGCCGCCAUCCCGUAGUUCGGACAUUGCGCUCUGGUACCAGGAGCCUGGCUGCACGAAUUUCUGCGUCGUGCGGGAGCCCCUAGCGCGGUUCUUCAGCGCCUUCAAGAUGGUGUACCAGGAGUGUGAUCCACUUUCAGUCGAAAGCAAAACUCUUGAGCUCCUCUCGCAGCUGAAUUCUCGUCCUUACCUGAACGAUUGCUUCUUCAUGCCGCAGGUCUUGUCUGUCUAUGGUGUGUUCAACAAGUCCAGCGCCACGCACCAGUACUGCCAACGGAUCCUUCACACCGAGAACCUCGACCAAGAGUUUGCCGAUCUCAUGAAAGAGUUCGGCCACGAUCUUCAGCUGCCUGACGACGACUUGAUGUCGUCAUGGACGGACCACUGCAACAUGACAUUAGAUGAGCUAACUCCGACUACGAAAGCCGCAGUCUAUGAGAAAUACAAGGUGGACUACGAGGCAUUUGGCUAUCCAACGCCAAGCUUCUGA